UCACAACGCUGGACAACAUGGCGAAGAAACAACGUGGGAAAGCGAGCUCGUCGUCAAAGACGGCGGACAUCGAAAAGCCCACAGAGAGUUUCACCUUGUCGCUGGAGUCUAGCGACGAUGAAGCUCCAGAGGAGGUGACCUUUGAAGACUCCAAAGCUGAGGCUCUGCGGAGCAUGAAACAGGCGCUGGAUACCGCUAGAAGGGAAAAACAGCUGCUAAAAGAGAAAAGGAGGAAGAGACAGGAGCUCUUCCAAGAACAGAAGAAAAGAAAACUCUUAUCGGCUGACGUGUUGGAGGAAAUCGACUCAGCUUCCUCAAAGAAGCAGAAACAGUCUGAAGAUGAAGGUGAACAGGAGGAAAAGCCAGAAAAAGAGGGGGGAGAUGGAACGAAGAAGAAGAAAAAGAAAAGGAGUGGGAAAUUGGCAAAUGCCCGGAAUCUGAAGGGGAAGUACACAGUGACGACGGUGAAGGAGCGAACGCUGGCGUCCUUCCAACAGCAGGUGGCCGAAGAGUUCCUCCGGUCCAGACUGUACGGACCAGGAACCUGCAGGACCACAAGUAAUGAGAUGCUGUCCCUCCAGAACAAGAAGGGGUGGAAUAAAAGUGCGGCAGUGCAGUUUGUCAAGAAAGACUGGGCCUCUAAGGAGAAAGCAAAAGCAGAGAAGCUGAAGAAGAGGUGGCUCCACAAACAGCAGAUUCCCUCCUGUUGAUGGGACGUAAGCAAGCAGCCUGUGAGCACACUUCUCCCCACGGCUGUUUAAAAGGACUCAAAACAGUCAGCAUCACUGAGGAGGGGGUGGCAGCACUGUUGAAGCUUCAGGAUGGGACAGUAUACAGACUCUGAACUUGUCACAGAGACUCAAAAGACUGAGAUCCCACCAAACUAAAGUCCUUUAACAGGUUCUUCAUCACGGCUUUACCUAGAAGCAAAGGUUUUAUUACUGGGUCUCAAAGUUUGUAAGGCUUUAAUGUGAAGUUCUUGUGUUUCGUGUUUUCAAACCUGAAAGGCUAAAAAUCAGAUGUUUUGCUUUUUUUUUCUGUAAAAAUUCUGUAUGAAUAAAUGCUGAUUGUUUUCUAUUUCAUAUUUUUAUGAGAUAAAAACCCUGAUGCUUUCAUCAGGUGUUCAUUUGCAUUCAAAAACAAAAAUGCAAACGAUGACGUGGUUGAGUAUCAGCACAGCUUCUUUGGUAAUUAAACUUAAUUCAGACAUAAGAGAAAAAUAGCACUCAAAUAAUCCUGAGUUGAAAUAUGAAAUGACAAUUUUUAGAAGACAAAAAGUAAGUUGAACUAUAGUGCCAAUCUAUGGACAUUUUACUGUGAAUAUGCAAAUUUAUGGGUAGUUUAUCAUGAAAUAUGUACAUACACAGCUUUUGUUAUAUAUUUUUUUUUACUAUUUUCAGUCCAAAACACUGAAUCCUUCUCAGAUACAAAGGCUUGAAAAGUUGGGAUCUGUCAUUACUUAAAGCUCUCGUAGUAUCACAUCCUAUCAGAGCACUUUGCUCAGACUGCAGGCUGACUUGUGGUUUUUAAAGGUAGAAUGAGAUGAAGUAUCUUGUUCCUGUGGAACCAGCUCCCAGUUUGGGAGAGCAAAGCCCUAUUUUAAGAUUAGCCUUCAAAGUGUCAGGCAACCCUGCACCUUCCAUGCUACAGGUUCAGGCUGCUGGGGGACUUUUCAUGAUGCACUGAGCAGUCUCCACUCACCUUUCUUCAGUCCCCAUGAGUUUAUAUGCCUUUAUUUUCUCUCCCUCUUCAAUAUUUUGUUUUUUUUCUCUCUCUAUGCUUUCAAUUUCCCCCUCACCUCCCCUACCAGUGGGCUGGUAGAUAGCUGGCCCUCCCCAAGUCUGAUCAAAGGUGGUUCUUCCUUCCCGCAGUCGCCAGUUCUACUAAUAUGGUAGAGGCUGGUCAUUGGGCUUCAUUCACUGAAUUUUGUUUCAGUUAUUGUAAAAGUGCAAGAAACCCCAGAGUUAAAAAAAAAAAGAAUCUUUGAACAUGUUAUUUUGAAUUAAACUGAACUCGAUUUAAACUUCUGCUUCAGGUGUCAUGCAGCAUCCACACACGUGCUAUCAUCAUUUGUCAUUUUUAAUAUAAAUCUUUUCACCCUCACACAAAUUGCACAUUUUUUUUCUCCAAAUGGACACACAGUCAGCAGUGGACAACUUACUGGUUGACAUCUUCCUUAUACACCGUGAACUGGCUAAAAGAAGGAGAAACAAAAAGAAUAAAAUAAGAGACAUCUAACUUGAUCUUACCACCACUUUACUAUGGCAUGCAUAGGUUUCAGACCUUACUCAGAAAGAGACAACAGACACUUUGUCUAAGAAGUUUUCUAAACGAUGCCGUGACUGCUUGCGAUCCAAAGAAACAAACAAACAAAAAAAAGAAAACAGAAAGAAAAGAAACAAACCAAAGUACAGAAAGCUUGGUUCCACCGUGAGGAAAAAUACCAACUCUGGAUUCCUGGGUGGGUGUGAGGGCCAGGGGCUAGAGGAAAAGAUGGAUGUUGUGUCAAGCGAAAGCCUCGGCCUUCCUGUUUCUCUGCGAGUGGCGAGCAUGAACACAGGCCUAAAAAACACAGCUGCGAUACAUUUUGGUUUAACGUGGAAGCCACAGUGCAGGUGACAAUUCUGGAUUUUUUUUCUUCUUAAAGUCUUUUUUCUUUUUACAUCUUUACAGACUAAGAGGCCAAAAACAAAAAACAAAAAAACCCCAAUUCUGUUAAUAAAACUGAAACCCGCAAGGUCACUAAAGCUCUCCUCUGAGGGGUGAUGGGUAUGCAUUUUCAGGAAGUUCAGAAAUAAAAACUGGAUAGAUUUACUCCCUGCUGGAUUUUGCUGAGUAAAAAAAAAAAAAGCUCUGGGGGCAAUUUGGUGGUAAAAGUACCAAGUUAAAAGUAUUUACUGUUUCUAUGGUUUAAGCUGAACUAACAGCCUCUCCAUUAAUACAAAGAGAGGGGUGAGGUUUUGGCACCCACUGAUGACGGUACUGGUUUGAUUAAAGACAGUUGGAGCCAAGUUAACACAGGAGGAAAACUGGAGAUGGUCAUGAAUAAGGUCAUCUUCAGGUAAAGAUACAGAUUAAUGCAUAUAUAAAUAUAUAUAAGUUCUGAGGCUCUGCCAUAAAAAACAAAAACCAUCACUGAUUUAAAUGUAGCUGAUCCAAGGUCAUUAUGUUGUGCACCUCUGGAUCAUUUGCAGGGUUACCUGAAACACAGAUCAGUUGGAAGUCCCGUUCUGACAUUUCUGAUACACGUAAGAAGUUGCAGGGCAUCAAAUCUGACUAAUUUACUCUACGACCAGCUGCUGAAUGAUGGCACACAUGCCACACAAUUUCACUUCAAUUAUACAAAUGUUCUGCCUCAGGCAUUACAGUCUCACUCCGAGGGAUCAAUUUACAUCGUUCAUCCAUUAAAACAUUUAGUGUGAUCACGAACACGCUGGUGACCCGUUGCACGGCUUUGUGCGUGGACCCUGUGGACUCCUGCACUGAAAACUGCUGUCUGUUCUCACGAGCUGUAACCUGAGAGACUUGGCUCUCAUUAUCAGUGGUCUUCAGCAUAAAAGUGGGGUCAGAGUGAUGGAACCUGACGUUUGGGAUCUGGGAUCAACAAUGCAGAGCACAACAGUGAUGUAACAGAAGCGGCAACACUGAACGCAGUCGAAAGGUGCACGGGAAGAAGUCCCUGAAGUAGAGGUCAGCCACAUUUAAAUCGAAGGAUUUACUCUUUUUUUUUUUCUUUUUUUUUUGAAGGGCGGGGUCUUGACUUUAUGACGUACUCACGGAAAAAAACAAAAACACAGUUUUUUGUUUUGUUUUUUUUGUCUUGUUUUUUUUAGGAGACAGGAAAUUUAAGUUUGACUUUAAAUGGCUUAAAUGGCUGAGCUACCUCAGAGGCCGAUUUCACACCAGCUCAGUUUUUCUCAUCUGAUUUAAAUUACCAAAAGUCGAGUCAGCAUUCAAUAGAGGCACAGGGGCCAAUCAGCUGCUUCUAAACCAAGAAUGAUGAACAAGAGGGUAUUUUGGCUCCUGAGUUUGCUGGGGGGUUAAAGAUUAGCAUAGAGAGAUACAAAAAUAAAUAUUAACAAUGUUUGGGACAAAUUUUUUGUGUGGCUGAGGGUUUACCAAGGGGGGAGGGAGGGUAACAGAUAAAAUGCAGUCAGAGGUCAAAGCAGGGCUCCUACACAGCGCAGUCAUCAUAGAAAAUCCAGCAGAAGUGUCUGAAGACGCUCUCAGCUCGGCUGUAGUGACUUCAUGGACAACAUGUAAAAUCUGCAGCCAAGUUCUUAGAACUAAAAACCUGUUUUUUUCCAGAAUUUUCCAGACCUGGAGUUUGUGUCAACUUUCACCUGUGUAGGAACCCUGGAUUCAACCAAAGAGGAAAAUUUUACAAACUGGGAACAACCAGAACACUUCAGGGGUCACUGGUGUCAGCACAAAGCAUUAAAGGACUGUUUUUUUUUUCAGUGAUUUCUAUAACUAAAUAUGUCGCUCUAUUGAUAUAAUUUUAUUUUGUUAAAUUCAUAUUUAAACGUUAACAUGUACACACGCUCGUCACUGGUAAUCGGUAGAAUCGGGCCCUUUAUUAUAAUAAGUUGGAGGAACUUGCUCUCGCUGGCGCUCAACAAAUAUACUGUGAAUGCAAGUAACAAUAAUUAAUAUAUUGAUAAUUAGAAUAAUAAUAAGAAUAAUCAUCGUCGUCUGCACCAUGCCUUGUAAACCUGGAAAAACUAAACAAAACAAGAGCCAGGUAACCCCGCCU
Molecule: messenger RNA, 4756 nt
Organism: Pelmatolapia mariae (spotted tilapia)
Lineage: Eukaryota; Metazoa; Chordata; Actinopteri; Cichliformes; Cichlidae
Gene: nol7
Product: nucleolar protein 7
Exons: 8
Coding region: 18-710 (230 amino acids)
Cellular component (GO): nucleus; nucleolus
Molecular function (GO): RNA binding
Source: RefSeq, a predicted model, not a curated record